Molecule: messenger RNA, 605 nt
Organism: Magallana angulata
Lineage: Eukaryota; Metazoa; Mollusca; Bivalvia; Ostreida; Ostreidae
Exons: 5
Coding region: 78-530 (150 amino acids)
Molecular function (GO): calcium ion binding
Source: RefSeq, a predicted model, not a curated record
AAAUGUGCAAGUAUUCGACUCAGUGGGCGCUUAUCUUGUCUUGCACUAUUAAGUAAAAGGUGGCACACUUCAACAAAAUGACGACAGCUCUAAAGACGAUCAUAGCCAUCUCUUCUAUUUCUGUGGUCCUCGGGGCUGGACCCGGCGGAGGGACGGGGGGACUGAGCUUUACCGACAUAGCCCGCCUUGUGGCCGCCAAUGUGGACCAAGACCAUGACGGUAACUUGACCCUGACGGAGAUCUACAACUCCCUGAUCACAAGGUUUGAUCACGACGGGGAUGGUUGCGCAGAAAGGCAAGAGUUUGUCAAGCAAUGGAGUCACGAUUACCAUGACAACCCACACGUUUCCGGAAUUUUCUUUGACCAUCUAGAUUUAGACCAAGACGGUUGCCUCACACAGACAGACAUAGACUUUAAUUUUAGAGCAAUGGACGCUCAUGGAGAUCACAGCGUUACAGAGGCAGAGUUUGCUUCUUUUCUCUCGGCGGUACACCCGUCGUCCACAGGUGGGUCGUCGCUGGUCGGGUAGUUCCUAACAUAAGACCGCCAUGUUAGGGACGAUGUUGUCAUUUUACUCUUUCUAAUAAAUCAUAAAAAAAUUAAA